AUGGCCUGCGCCUUCUUCUUCGACGCCGAGCCGGUCGGCGAGCCCGGCGUGCACGCCCUGGACGCCUGCGCGCUCUGCACCAAGCCGCUGGCGCGGGACUGCGACAUUUUCAUGUACAGAGGGGACAUGCCCUUCUGCAGCGACGAGUGCCGGCACGAGCAGAUGCGGCUCGACGCCGCCUGCGCCAGGCAGACGGCCAGGGCGGCCGCCCGGAGGCAGAAGCAGUUCUCUUCGGGAACGGAGUCCGGCCGUGCACGCCGGGAGUCCUGCGAGGUGUCCGUCGCGAGCUAA
This is a messenger RNA of Triticum turgidum subsp. durum (durum wheat), 291 nucleotides long. The record is from the annotation of a GenBank genome assembly. NCBI's taxonomy places the organism in Eukaryota, Viridiplantae, Streptophyta, Magnoliopsida, Poales, Poaceae.